UCCUGCGUUGAUUCGGUAAGGAUUAAAUCCGUGUUAAACCUUGAAAUGGACGAAGAGGAUGGAAUCGCGGAGUACUGCUUUCUGUGCACGGAAUGCAAGGAAGAUACGGUUCUCACCUGUAUCGAUGCGGAGAUGGUGUUUAUCCUGUGCCAGCAUUUUUGGUUCAAGCAAAACCACCUUUCCAGCCAGUGCAUUUGUAGUAAUUGCUGUAAGCGAGUAUUCGAAUUUCACACGUUUUACAACGAAGUGGAACGGCUUCAUCGACAAGAGAUUUGUGCUCCCGGGAAAUAUACGACUGAUAGAAGCGAAGACGAAUCCGAAAAGAUAGUCGAAACAGCAUCAAACCUGAUCAUUGAUUUGGAAAUUGUGCUUCCCUCGUCUGGGACCACUAUCGAGGCUACACAGGGCCAAGAAACAGCCGUAACAGAAGGUAGAACGGAUCACAGCCAUGACCAGACUCCGAAUCCGAUGGAGCAAGCCACGCUGCACACACCAAUAAAAGCACCCCGUAGGAGUGAUUGCGAGGACACGAGUUACUGGUGUUCCGAAUGUUGCAAAAGUUUUCCCAGCGAAAAAGCCGCCUCACAGCACUUGGAAAGGAUACACGGACCGGAUAAAUUUGUUUGCAACGUUUGCCCGAAUACUUUCAAAUCGCGAGCACAACUCCGAAACCAUCAAAAGUUACAACAUACCACGGGCACGGAACCGAACAAUCGAGUGCAGUGCGUCAUUUGUGAAAAAUGGCUAAAGAAUGCGGACAGUCUGCGAAAGCACGUUUACCGACACCAGACCAGCGGCGAGCCGCAAAUUUGCGAUGUAUGUGGUAAAAGCGCACCUAACUCCGUGGCGCUGCAGAGUCACAAAAUGUUUGCCCAUCGGAAGACAAGAACGUUCGAGUGCACCAUUUGCAAUAAGGCGUUCAAGAGAGCCUUCACGCUGCAGGAACAUAUGACCAUCCACACAGGAAAUGUGCUUUACAAUUGCCCGCAUUGUUCAAAAACAUUCAACUCUUCCGCCAACAUGCACGCGCAUAAAAAGAAGGUGCAUCCGGCAGAGUGGGAAAGAAGUCGCAAAGAGUACGAGAGUAAGUUCCUUCAUAAACGACCAAAAUCAGACACACCUAUUGUUUCGGUGUGCGAUAACGCGAUGCGACCACGAAAACCCUUCUUGCUUUUCGGCCUGCUGGUCGUCUGGGUGCUGAUGACCUAUCUGGCGUUUUUGCGCACUGCACGGCCAUCGGAACCUUGGCGCGAUAAUCGUCUGAUGGAGAAGGUGGAGAAUUUCGAGGAAAACGUUAAAACGUUUACAAACAACCGACAAACCCUGUACCGGGACAUUAUAAGCAUCCUGCGGAAACAGCCACGGCCCAGCGAAGGAAAGCCCUUGGUCGCAGAAACAACCGCACGCCCAACUGUCGGGCGGCAAGAUGCCGUGCAGCCGAUCGGUGGUGCGAAAGACGGCCAAACGAUCGAUGCAGCGGCUCCAGCUCAACCACCCGACACCGACGGACAACCGGAGGCGGAUAGGGUGCUGAGUAAAUUCCAGCAGCGCUACAUCAACAAUGAUCCCGCCUUUCCGGUGAUUCCAGUCAUCGUUUUCGCUUGCAAUCGCAUUUCGGUUAAUAAAUGUUUGGAUGAUCUAAUCCGUUACCGGCCCAGCCCGGAGCAGUUCCCGAUCAUUGUCUCGCAGGAUUGCGAUGACGAGCCAACGCGGAACACCAUUCUCUCGUACAAAGACGAAGUGACGCUCAUCCAGCAACCGGACCAAUCCGACAUUCCCGUACCACUGAAGGAGAAAAAGUACAAAGGCUACUACAAGAUCUCACGUCACUACGGUUGGGCGUUGCGGACCGUGUUCCGGCAGGGUUUCGAUUCGGUCAUCAUCGUCGAGGACGAUUUGAGUGUUGCUCCCGAUUUCUAUGAGUACUUCCUCGGUACGUACCCGGUGCUGAAGCGUGACCGGUCGUUGUGGUGUGUUUCAGCGUGGAACGAUAACGGCAAAGAGGGCCUCAUCGAUACUGCAGCCCACGAUCUGCUAUACCGUUCCGAUUUCUUCCCCGGGCUCGGUUGGAUGCUGACGAAGGAUCUGUGGGACGAACUGGAACCAAAGUGGCCCAAAGCUUUUUGGGAUGAUUGGAUCAGGCAACCGGAGCAGAGAAAAGAACGUGCCUGUAUCCGCCCGGAGUUGCCACGGACGCGUACGUUUGGUAAAGUGGGUGUGUCCAACGGACUGUUCUUCGAUAAGCACUUAAAGUACAUUAAACUAAGCGAAGAGUUUGUUAGUUUCACCAAAUCAAAUUUGACCUAUCUGGUCAAGUCCGUCUAUGAUGAGGCAUUCCUUAAAACCAUUUACCAAAGCCCGGUGGUGACGCUGGACGAACUGAAGCGGGGCAUAGUGAUGACACGGGAACCGGUCCGCAUUGCCUACCACACCAAAGAACAGUAUAAGCGCGCGACCAAGAGUCUCGGACUGAUGGAUGACUUUAAGAGUGGCGUACCACGCACCGCCUACAGGGGCGUCGUGUCCUUCUUCUACAACGGCCAGCGCGUCUACCUUGCACCAAACGCUAACUGGAAGGGCUACGAUCUUACCUGGAGUUAACAGAGCGCACUGCAGCCAGCACUAGCCUAGCGGCGGAGCAUAUUCGCUGUUCUCUGGAGCAAUGUUUUCCAGCGGUACAGUGGCGGUUGGUGGUAAAGUUGCGCGACACCAGGAAACGCAUUUCAAGCAACAAAUAGGCAGCAAGCAUAGCUGGCUGGCUGGCUAGCUGGUUGGCUGGCUCAUACUUUGAUGAAAUGAGCAUCGCAACUUUUGCGGUUCAUUACGAUCUGUUCCUUAUAUCUUUUCUAUUUCCCUUUUUUUCUCCUCUAAGCUUAUCUAAGAUAUAUGGUUCCUUUAUAAACACUCGCACGUACAUUCUCCUCGCUCACAUAUAUACAGAAACAGAAAUAUCAUUCCCUCCUAACCGAAUGAACAGAAACACACAAGACACUAUAAACCCCUCUGCAAUGUGGCAAUUGAAUUAGUUUUCCGCGUGAAAGCCAUCUCGUUACAAUACAGUAUGCGGACCGAUGCCGCGACGGGUUAUUCAUUCCUGAUUCCUGUUGUUUUCCGUUUAGUUUACUUCUUCCAAGCAGUUGCAGCUGGUUUUUUUUCACCCAGAGAGUAUUCAUUAGUAAUUUUAACUUUACAAUUCAUAUUAACUCUCUUCACUUAAAGUAGUAGAAACAGGUUUUAUUGGCAUGCCCGACAUGCUUCAUUCUUUACAAUGAAACGAGGAACGAGGACGAGUCGUGAUUUAGUUAGAAUGCAAUUUGUAAACUAAGUUUUAAGCGAAACCAAUCUUGUAUCCGGUGUUCGGCUCAGUUUCGUUUAGCAACAAAUAUUGACGUUCCCAUCGAUCCUACGCCCCACAUAAAGAGAGAGAGAGAGAAGAUGUCGAAACAAUGAGUCAACGUUGUGCUCAAGAAAUCGCGAGGAGAUUUCAGAAUCCUUUUAAUGUAAGAUUUUAUGGCCCGGCCUGUCGUAAGGGGAGCAUAGCCCCCUGUGUAAGGAACCCUUUACGGGUAACUUUGAGUUUCGUGAUGUUUUCCAAGCAAAAUGCGCCCACAGCCAGUAAAAAAAGGAAGCAAGGAGCGUACGCUAGUCAAUGAGAGUGGUCUCAAUCAACGGUUGGUCACCUGGUAGACGACACAUGUGAGUAUCCCAGCGAUUUAAUACGGGAGCUUCUGUUCUUGCUAGUGUAGCUAAAUAAUAGAAUGUAAAACAUAGAAAUAAUGAGUCAAAGGAAAAACAUAAGUGAAACGAUAGCCAGCCGAUGCAAGAAGCAAUACUAAUCCAAGAGGGAUAAUGAAAAAAACAAUGGGAAGCAUCUCGAAAUACUGCUUAACAAUCCACGCCAUUACAUAAUGAAAAAUUAGUACGAUCAAUCGUGGAAAAGGCGCUCUAAUUAAGACGAUUAAAGUGUUUAUAAUCCCA
Messenger RNA from Anopheles aquasalis, 3978 nucleotides. It is a transcript of the gene Mgat1, whose product is annotated as alpha-1,3-mannosyl-glycoprotein 2-beta-N-acetylglucosaminyltransferase. NCBI's taxonomy places the organism in Eukaryota, Metazoa, Arthropoda, Insecta, Diptera, Culicidae. Gene Ontology annotation, biological process: protein N-linked glycosylation. Gene Ontology annotation, cellular component: Golgi apparatus. The record is from RefSeq and is a predicted model, not a curated record. Gene Ontology annotation, molecular function: alpha-1,3-mannosylglycoprotein 2-beta-N-acetylglucosaminyltransferase activity.